AUGGGAACAUUUACACUGAAGUACUUUUUCAAGAAAGCAAUUUGGGAGAAGAAAACACUGUGGGCAUCGGUAGCUGUAAUGGCGUAUCUCGGUUACUGCUUCGAUCGGCAAGGUAUGUAUAAAGCAAGCAUGAUGAAAGGACAAAGCAAGAUGUUUGCAGAUCGAAUUGCUGAAAUACCGGAGGGUGAGGAUAUCUGGAAGUACUAG
This is a messenger RNA of Brugia malayi, 207 nucleotides long. RefSeq lists its product as uncharacterized. The coding region runs from base 1 to 207 and encodes 68 amino acids. Lineage: Eukaryota; Metazoa; Nematoda; Chromadorea; Rhabditida; Onchocercidae. The record is from RefSeq and is a predicted model, not a curated record. The transcript is spliced from 2 exons.